This is a messenger RNA of Adineta ricciae, 1548 nucleotides long. NCBI's taxonomy places the organism in Eukaryota, Metazoa, Rotifera, Eurotatoria, Adinetida, Adinetidae. The record is from the annotation of a GenBank genome assembly.
AUGACAGAAACUGACCCUGUAUCUACGAUUUCAGCGGCUGACCUCGCCAUCUGUGUGAAAGUUCUCUUAAAAUUUCAAGCUAACGAUGGAUAUCCAUCAAUGACAUCGAGUGAAUACAAUCUCAUUCGACCAUUAAUCCAUGAUUUGUACACCAAGGAACAGCGAGUUUCUCGAAAGAAGACCAAAGACGAUCGUCGGCGAAUUCGACAACUAGAUCAAACUGCGAAAAACACUUGUUUGCUUCGAUUGGGUCGAGCUCAAACACUUCAACAGCUCGAAUUGAAGGAUGUUCUCGUCCCGGAUGGCGUUGUGCAAAUCGGAAGCCAGGAAACGUGUGCUGACUUUUCUCAGGAAUUGCUUCAGCCAGAUGCGUGCUACGUCUGUAAAGCAAAAUAUCGAACAUUACACUUUUUCUACGAUCGACUCUGUCCAUCGUGUGCAACGUUUAAUUAUGAGAAACGUUUGCAAACAACAGAUCUGUCAAAUCGUGUAGCUCUAGUCACCGGUGGUCGAGUGAAAAUUGGCUUUCGAGUCGUUCUGAAAUUAUUACGUGCGAAUUGUUUUGUGAUUGCGACAAGUCGCUUUCCGAUGGACUUUCUGCAUCGUUUGCACAAAGAACAAGAUUUCGAGCAAUGGAAGGAUCGUAUACAUGUGUAUGGUGUUGACUUUCGAUAUUCACAAUUAGUGGAAUUCUUCACAGAAAUGAUUCUCGAAAAAUACCACCGACUAGAUUUUUUAAUCAAUAACGCAUGUCAAACAAUCCAACGGCCUAAAGAUUACUAUCAAUAUUUGUAUAAAAAUGAAAGAUUGACGAAUUAUUCACUUUUACCAAAUGAUCAACAGAACAUUCUCGAAGGAAAUUUACAAUUCUAUCAACGUUUAGUUCCACUUUCUAACCGGAUUCAGAAUAUAUCAGACUGUCUAGCUUUACCUUCGACGAAUAAUCAAUCGAAUGGUACGAUUGAACAAACAUCGUCAAUCACUAGCACAGCUACAUUCGAUGUGAAUCAACAGCCGAUUGAUCUUCGCACGACUAACUCGUGGCUAUUACGCCUCGGUGAUGUAUCAGUCAACGAAGUCAAUGAAGUUCUGACGAUCAAUACUCUAGCACCAUUUAUUCUCAACAGUAAACUAAAAAUUUUAAUGGCUGACCGUCAUCCAAACGAAAAUGAUAUUAAGUUUAUUAUCAAUGUGUCAGCUAUGGAAGGUUCGUUUUCUCGUUUGAACAAAAGUGAUCGGCAUCCACAUACGAAUGCUGCGAAAGCAGCCUUGAACAUGAUGACACGAACGUCAGCGAUGGAUUAUCAAAAAUCAAACAUCUACAUGGUUUCAGUUGAUACAGGUUGGAUUAAUGAUGAAGACCCUCCGGAAAAAGCGAUGAAGAAACUGCUCAAACACAAUUUUCAGACUCCGCUCGAUGAAGAAGAUGCUGCCGCUCGUAUUCUUGAUCCAAUUAUUGAUACUUAUCGACAACUAGCUGACGGAAAAGUUGAUCUUGAUAUUCCUUACGGAUGUUUUCUAAAAGAUUAUCAAUCAUGUAAUUGGUAA